This is a messenger RNA of Condylura cristata (star-nosed mole), 2205 nucleotides long. It is a transcript of the gene DISC1, whose product is annotated as disrupted in schizophrenia 1. The coding region runs from base 62 to 2149 and encodes 695 amino acids. Gene Ontology annotation, cellular component: intermediate filament cytoskeleton; mitochondrion; centrosome. Lineage: Eukaryota; Metazoa; Chordata; Mammalia; Eulipotyphla; Talpidae. The transcript has 11 exons. Gene Ontology annotation, biological process: cilium assembly; neuron migration. The record is from RefSeq and is a predicted model, not a curated record.
CCGGCGCGCAGCUGGGGAGCUGGAGGCGGCGGAGGCGCAGCGGGAGGAGCCCGCGGGGCGCAUGCCGGGCGGGGGUCCGCAGAGCGCCCCGGCGGGUGGCAGCGGGGCUCACCGCACAGACAACCAGGAUUGCAUACCACCUGCAGCAUCUUUUCGGAGGAGGAGACUGCCACGGAGGCCGGGCUACAUGAGAAGCACAGCUGGGCCCCAGAUCAGGUUCCUCUCCUCAGCAGUGGGCACUCCAUUCUGGGUCCAGGGAGGGGUUUGUAGUGAGGAGUCCAGGGCUGCAGGCUGUGGCCUUGACUCUAGAAGCCAGUGGCAAAGUCCCUCUGUUGGGAACCCUGUCCCCAAGGGCACAACAGCCUCCAUCCUGACCUCUGGGGGCCACCUCCGCCUGGCCCUGAGCCCUGUGAGAGGAGCCACGGGACUCUUUGGGAUUCAGCUUCGAGCUGCCACCAAACUUCCCAAUAGGCUAACCAGGUCAUGUGGCCCUGGGGACAUUGGCUGUCAGAGGGAGCUUCCAUCCAUGGAGGAUGCUGAGCCCCGAGACCUGGGCUGUGAUGCAGCCUGCAGCGAAGGAGCAAGGGAUACCUUGACAAAAGGCUCUCUGACCUCAGAGGAGGUGAGUAGCAAUAGCUGCAGCCUUGGAAGUGACCUCAAGGCCCCCUCAGCUCCGGAGGGCUGUCAGGAUGCCUUCACCUCCAACUUUAGCUUCAUCCGGCUCUCACUUCACUCUGCUGGGGAACGUGGAGAAGCAGAAGGCUGCCCACCAUCCAGAGAAGCUGAAGCCCCUUGUCAGAGUCUAGAGGAGAUGGCAACCAAGGCUGCUAGCUUGGAAAGGCCUCAUGGGGACCCUCGACUUUUCUCUCCGUCCUUCAGUCUCAACUCAGCUCAGGGCCCAGAACACUGUGUGCAGGCCGCAGGGGGCAGUCCCAGUUUGGCUUGUGAGAAACUUGCUUUAUUGGCUGCUGACACUGCCUCUUCCUGCUCCCCGGAUCCCUCCUGGCUCCAGGGUAACAUCUCGGGGGAUGCCCACCCCUUGGACCUACUUUUCAGGAAAUGUGAGUCUGUGCUACUGGACUGCCUGCUGAGCCACCGGAGGCAGCUGGAGGUAAAAUCAUUAAGAUUAAAUCUGCAGAAACUUCAAGAAAAAGCAAUUGAGGAUGAUGAUUAUGAUAAAGCUGAGAUGUUAAAGCAAAAAUUAGAAGAUUUGGAGAAAGAGAAAAGCGACCUGCAGCUUCAGCUUCCCUCCCAGCAGCCAGCCCUUCGCAUCCUCCUGCGCCAGCUGGGAGCACAGGCCCAGGGUGCUGUGCACCGGGCUCUGCAGGUCGGCAAUGAUGGCUCCCAAACCACACUCAGAAUGGAGCUGAAGCCAUUGGAGCCCAAUGCUCAGGACAACCUGCAUGCGUCUAUCUCCAGACGAGAUUGGCUUCUUCAAGAAAAGCAGCAAUUGCAGAAAGAAAUUGAAGUCCUCCAAGCAAGAAUGUCUGUGCUGGAAGCAAAAGAUCACCAGCUGAGGAAGCAGAUAGAAGAGCUGGAGCAGCUUCUUCCAUGGCAGGGCUGUGACUUGACCCCGCUGGUGGGCAGGCUGUCCCUGGGUGAGCUGCAGGAGGUCAGCAAGGCCUUGCAGGACACCCUGGCCUUAGCCAGUCAGAUCCCACUUCGUGCAGAACCACCUGAAACCACAAGGAGCCUGCAGGAGAGGAUAAAAUCCCUCAACUUGUCACUUAAAGAAAUCACUGCCAAGGUGUGCAUGAGUGAGGGACUCUGCAGCACUCUAAGGAAGAAAGUUAAUGACAUUGAAACCCAACUACCAGGCUUGCUUGAAGCCAAAAUGCUCGCCGUAUCAGGAAACCAUUUCUGUAUGGCCAAGGAGCUCACGGAGGAGAUUAGAUCACUAACAUCAGAGAGGGAAGGGCUGGAGGGACUCCUUAACAAGCUGCUGGUGCUGAGUUCUAGGAAUGUCAAAAAGUUGGGAAGCAUUAGAGAAGAUUACGACAGAUUGAGAAGAGAACUGAACCAUGGGGAAACAGCUUAUGAAACAGUUGUGAAGGAGAAAACAAUGAAAUACAUGGCGGUGCUGGAGGAUAAACUGCGCAGGAAUCUUACAUCUUUUCUGCAGAUCUUGGAGAAAAAUGUGAAGCCAUAGGCAAGAAAUUACUGUACUUAGAAGAUCAACUUCACAUUGCAAUCCAUAGUCACGAC